CUCGCAUGUAAUGUAAUUAAGCAGAGAGAGGAAAGCUUCAUUUCCUAUGCACAAUUCGAAAGUAGUUUUGCAAUGUCUUCUAACCUCCUCGGUUAUGACAAUUCUCUUCUUUUCUACGACACAUCUCAACCUCACUUUCACUUCGAAAGUGCACCAGAAAUUGAUGAGAAAUUGUUGAUCGUGCCUGAGCUGGAGCUGGAGCUGAGUUUUUCAUCUGCUCAUGAAUUCAUGCAGAGCUAUUAUUGUCAAAAUGAGCUAAAUUUUGAUUUUGAUGGUGCUUUGCUGGAGUCGGCCAGCAGCAAUGAACAAAAGGAGAAAACAAAUUCGGAUGGUGUUUUUAAGGUGGGGAAAUACAGCAAAGAAGAGAGGAAACUGAGGAUUGAUAGAUACAAAGCUAAAAGGACUCGCAGAAAUUUCAACAAGACCAUUAAGUAUGCAUGCCGGAAAACUCUAGCCGACUCUCGGCAAAGAAUACGUGGUCGAUUUGUUCGAAACGACGAGGCCGAACAGAUUCUCCAACCUUCCCUGUUUCAAUCAUGUCAACAUAAAUAUCAUCUUUGGAUUGAUGAUUGGUUGGUUUCAUGAAGAAGAUCGUGACGAGGGAUUUUUUCAAUUGAUGUGAUGAUCGAAUUCCUCUGCUACCGCAAAAAAACAGCUUUUCGGUUUUCUCUCAACUUGUACAAACUGAAAAUUUACCAAUAAUCUGCUAAGAUGGAAAUUGUUUCUUUGACAUCAUAAUUUUAGAACGUGGAAUUCCAUCU
Messenger RNA from Salvia splendens (bonfire salvia), 761 nucleotides. RefSeq lists its product as uncharacterized. The transcript has 4 exons. Bases 73 to 585 code for a protein of 170 amino acids. Gene Ontology annotation, cellular component: nucleus. Lineage: Eukaryota; Viridiplantae; Streptophyta; Magnoliopsida; Lamiales; Lamiaceae. Gene Ontology annotation, molecular function: DNA-binding transcription factor activity; protein binding. The record is from RefSeq and is a predicted model, not a curated record. Gene Ontology annotation, biological process: regulation of flower development.